Chrysochloris asiatica (Cape golden mole) is the source of this 2247-nucleotide messenger RNA. It is a transcript of the gene ZFTA, whose product is annotated as chromosome unknown open reading frame, human C11orf95. Gene Ontology annotation, biological process: negative regulation of DNA-templated transcription. The transcript is spliced from 6 exons. Lineage: Eukaryota; Metazoa; Chordata; Mammalia; Afrosoricida; Chrysochloridae. The coding region runs from base 1 to 2247 and encodes 748 amino acids. The record is from RefSeq and is a predicted model, not a curated record.
AUGCCCCGAGGGGGCGGUGGCUGUACGCCGAGCCUGGGUAGAAGAGCGUCACUGUGGACGCGGGCGCCCCUAGCCACCUCAGCCACCCUUCGUGUACGGGGACUGGAGCCACGGAAGCGGCGGUGCAGACCCGCGAGGUCGGCGAGGUCCGCGCUCCUGGCGGCCGUGGGCUGCGGAGCCUCGGCUGGGUUCUGCGCCUCCCCCCGAGCCCCCCGCGAGCUGGCAGGAGGAAAUAGCGGCGGCGGCAGGGGCGGCCACGGGCCAGCAGCGGCCUCGACACGGGGCCGACGGCUGCCGCCUGCCGGAUCAGGCGGUGGCACGGAGCCCGAGGACGACGACGGCGGGCAAGAUCUACAGCUGGAAGGGGGUGCCUUGGGGUCAUGGGGAAGUGCCCCUCUGUCCUCCAGGGCCAGGGGACCAGCAGCAUCAGCAGGCAGGAAAUACUCAGACCAUUGUGAGGCGCGGGCCUCUCGGCCUGGAAAGAGCCGCAUCCCGGGCCGUGACCACCGGCGCUACUACCACGACCACUGGCGGCUGGAGUACCUCAUGGACUUCAACCCUGCUCGGCAUGGCAUGGUGUGUAUGGUGUGCGGUAGCUCCCUGGCCACUCUCAAGCUCAGCACCAUCAAGCGACACAUCCGCCAGAAGCACCCUUACUCCCUGCAUUGGAGUCCUCGAGAGAAGGAGGUCAUCAGCAACAGCUGGGAUGCCCACCUGGGGCUGGGGGCCUGUGGAGAGGCCGAGGGCCUGGGGGCCCAGGGGGCUGAGGAGGAGGAAGAGGAAGACGAGGAAGAGGAGGAAGACGGGGCCAAUCUCUCAGCUGGCCAGCCCAAAGGUCCAGGCAAAGCCCCAGCUGGUGGGGGUGGCCGGCGCCAGCGGCGAGGGGGCCCAGUGGCACCCCGGGCUCGGCGUCGGGCAUCCCGGAGGGCCGGGGGCAGCAGGGGGCUGGGGGCCCGGCGCCUGGAGCGAAGGCUGAAGGAGUCCCUGCAGAGCUGGUUCCGGGCUGAGUGUCUCAUGGACUAUGACCCGCGGGGGAACCGGCUUGUGUGCAUGGCCUGUGGCCGGGCACUGCCCAGUCUGCACCUGGAUGACAUCCGUGCCCACGUGCUGGAGGUGCACCCCAGCUCCCUGGGGCUUAGCGGCCCCCAGCGCAGCGCCCUGCUGCAGGCCUGGGACGCUCAGCCCGAGGUGCUGCCAGAGUUCGCCCAGCCCCCACCAGACGACAACCUCAUCCCCCAGGACCUGACCAGAAAGAGCCAGGACUCGGCCCCUACUGCCAGAGGCCCUUCCUCUCAGGAUCUCAGCCCCCCAGACGUAAAGGAAGAGGCUGGCUGGGUCCCUGAGAGCCCGGGGCCCGCAGUGGAGGAGGAGGAGCUGGAGGAGGGCGAGGGCAAGAGCAAGGGCAAGAGGGCGGGGGUCCCGGGCCGGCCAACGCGGGGCCGCGACCACCGCCGCCACUACCAGGAGCGCUGGCGGCUGGAGUACCUUAUGGAGUUCGACGGCGGCCGGCGCGGCUUGGUGUGCAUGGUGUGCGGCGGUGCGCUGGCCUCGCUCAAGAUGAGCACCAUCAAGCGGCACAUCCGCCAGCGCCACCCGGGCUCCACGCGCCUCAGCGGGCCGGUCAAAGCCCUCAUCGCGCAGGAGUGGAGCGAGAAGGCCGCCCACCUGCUGACCCUGGGGCUGUCCAGCCCCGAGUCCCCCCGGGGCCCGGCCGUCCCCAGCACAGCCUCAGCCUCCGAGCGGGGAGGGGCGGAGGAGGAGGAAGAGGAGUGGUGGGGCGACCUCCCACUCUCCCCACGGGAGCCGUCGGAGCAGCCGGCCGAGGACGAGGAGGAUGAAGAGGACGGUGUGGAGCCCGAGGGGCUCGCUUUCCCGCCCCUGCCCCCGCCGCCGCCGCCCCCACCUCCGCCCCCGCCGCCGCCCCCCCGCAGCCGAGAGCAGCGGCGGAACUACCAGCCGCGCUGGCGGGGCGAGUACCUGAUGGACUAUGACGGCAGCCGGCGCGGCCUGGUGUGCAUGGUGUGCGGCGGCGCGCUGGCCACGCUCAAGGUGAGCACCAUCAAGCGGCACAUUCUGCAGGUGCACCCCUUCUCCAUGGACUUCACGCCCGAGGAGCGUCAGACCAUCCUCGAGGCCUACGAGGAGGCGGCGCUACGCUGCUAUGGCCACGAGGGCUUCGGGCCACCGGCCCCCGCGCCGCGCGACAGUGGUGCCGACCUCAAGCCGGGCGCUGUGUGCCGGGCGUAG